AUGUCAAAACGGGUGGUAGUGACAGGGUUAGGUUGUAUCACUCCACUGGGUACUUCAGUAAGACAAUCAUGGUCCAAUCUACUUAAUUCAAAUUCGGGAAUAACAAAUAUAAAGAAUUUACCAAAUUACGAAUCGGCGUAUAAACAGUUUAGUAAAAGUAUCCCAGAUACCGUAUCAGUAGCACCAGUGCAAUUAGAUGAGACUCAGUUUAAAUUUUUGUUUACUGAUCAAGAUAACAGAAGGUUAGCAAAAUUCUCUAAGUUUGCAACAAUUGCGACAUAUGAGGCUCUUCAAGACGCGGAUUUGUUGUGGAAAGAUGCUCAAAUAAGUGGGAAUGAUAAUACAAUUAAGAUAGACGAGUCUAAAUGUGACUUAGACCAUUUUGGGUGUGUAAUUGGCUCAGGAAUUGUAUCGAUUGACGAACUAUAUAACACUUCGUUACAACUCAAUGGAAAUAAAAAAAAAUACAAUCCAUUGUUCGUGCCUAAAAUAUUGACAAAUAUGGCUGCAGGUAACGUUGCGAUUAAAUUCAAUCUAAGAGGUCCUUGCCAUUCAGUAUCAACAGCAUGUGCAACAGGAAAUAACAGUAUUGGUGAUGCGUACAAUUUCAUAAGAUUGGGAAUGCAAGAUAUCUGUGUUGCUGGCGCUAGUGAGGCUUCUAUACACCCAUUGUCCCUUGCUGGUUUUAUUCGAGCUAUGAGCAUAACAACAGAUGGUAUUUCAAGACCAUUCGACAAAAACAGAUCAGGAUUUGUUUUGGGAGAAGGUGCGGGAAUACUAGUUUUGGAGUCCUUAGAAAGUGCAUUGAAGAGAAAUGCUAAGAUUUAUUGCGAAAUUAAAGGUUAUGGGAUUAGCUGUGAUGCAUAUCAUAUAACGUCUCCUUCUCCGCUUGGUGAUGGCGCUUCAAGAGCAAUCAAAAUGUCAGUUGGUAAUUCCGUGGAUAGUGUCGAUUAUGUAAAUGCUCAUGCCACCUCAACUAAAUUGGGAGACAUAGCCGAGGUAAGAGCUAUUGGCAACUCCUUAAAAACAUAUAGAAAACCAAAUAAUAGAAAUCUAUAUGUCUCUAGUAAUAAAGGUGCCAUGGGGCAUUUAUUAGGGGCAGCCGGAGCAAUUGAAAGCAUAUUCACCAUAAAAACUUUACAAGAAAAUAUAAUUCCACAUACUUUAAAUCUUGAAGAACUUGAUCCAGAACUUCAAGAGAUCAGUAACGGUAUAGAGUUUGUUGUUAACAAACCCAAACUUUCGCAUAGUUUACAAUCUGCGAUAUGUAAUAGUUUUGGAUUUGGAGGAAUUAACACAUCCUUACUCUUCCAAAAAUAUAUAUAG
Messenger RNA from Tetrapisispora phaffii CBS 4417, 1326 nucleotides. It is a transcript of the gene CEM1, whose product is annotated as fatty acid synthase CEM1. The record is from RefSeq and is a predicted model, not a curated record. Gene Ontology annotation, biological process: fatty acid biosynthetic process. Gene Ontology annotation, molecular function: 3-oxoacyl-[acyl-carrier-protein] synthase activity. The transcript has a single exon. Bases 1 to 1326 code for a protein of 441 amino acids. NCBI's taxonomy places the organism in Eukaryota, Fungi, Ascomycota, Saccharomycetes, Saccharomycetales, Saccharomycetaceae.